GUCAUGGAAGCACUCACAGCGUACAACACAACUUCUCAUCAAACCUCCAAUCAUAUCAACAUCAAAAAUGCCGUCCUCACGAGCAGACAGCAUGUCUCCCGAAAGGGAGACCUCCACCCUCCCGUUUAUCUACGAUACAAUCAUCGUCGGAGCCGGCCCCUGCGGUCUGGCAACAGCAGCACGAUUACGAGAACACACGCCCUCUGCGAUCUUCACAGACGAGGAACAUCAUCGAUACCAUUGGAUUCGGAAGCAUGCUGGACAAGCUACGAUUAAGAAUUCUAAGACGGGAAAAGUUAGACCUUUGGGAAAUGAUCGAUUAAGAAAUGAACCUUCCUUGCGAGGUUCCAAUUCCCAUCCAUCGAUGCUCGUUCUGGAUAACUCUGGUGAUACCUGGAUGGCGAAGUGGGAGAGGUUAUUCAAGUUGCUUGAGAUUAGUCAUUUGAGGAGUCCGAUGUUUUUUCAUCCGGAUCCGAGGGAUCGAGAUGGACUGCUAGCUUAUGCUCAUGCCGCCGGACGAGAGGACGAAUGCAUUGAAAUUGCAGGCUGUGUCGGCAAAGAGCUGAGUAAACAUCAGAUGAAGAAGCGGAGGAAUAAUCGGAAACCGGGAGAACAAGCCAGAGCCAGCAUAACAAUCGAUGAGCGCGACCGGAAAGAUUACUUCACCCCACCCGCCGACCUGUUUACGUCCUACUGCACGUCCAUCGCCACGCGCUACGACCUCUUAUCACCCGAACUCAUUCAGAAAGCCACAGCAACAAACAUCCAAUACGACUAUGUCAAACAUAUAUCUCCCGAUGAGAAAAUCUUCACAAUCGCAACAUCAGAGGGACAAACAUACUACACCCGCACCGCCGUCCUCGCCAUCGGAGCCGGGAACACACCAACAGUCCCAGCACCUUUCCCACAGCGACCGAAUGGCGCUUUCCCACCCAAGACUUGCCACGCUUUCCAUCCCAAUGGCGACGCCAUUCUCCAGUCCCGUCUGCAUCGAUUGAGGAAGACAUCAGAAGAGACCAACGUCCUCGUCGUUGGUGGUGGUCUCACAAGCGUACAAAUCAUCGAUCGCGUUCUGCGUCACCAUCACCGCACUUCACCGAAUCUGAAAGUCUUCCAUCUCACCCGAUCGUGUCUGAAAAUCAAACCUUUCGAUGUUGAUCUCAGUUGGAUGGGAAAAUUCCGGAAUCAUGAGAAAGCUUCGUUCUGGUCUGCGGAUACUGAUCGUGAAAGAAGUGAAAUGGUGAAAGUGGCGAGAGGAGGUGGGAGUGUUACGCCGAGGUUUGCGAAAGUGUUGAAGAAUUGGGUUGAGAAAGGGAAAGUGGAGGUUCAUGAGGGGUGUAAAGUUGUGAGGAGUGAGUUUCAUGAAGAGGGAGAAGGAGAAGGGUGGUGGGAGAUUGGGACUGAGCCGAAGGUCGAGAAUUUGGAGAAGAGGAGGAUUCAUUUCGUGUAUUUUGCUACGGGCGUGCAGUCCGAUUUCGAGAAGUUGGGUAUGUUGAGGAAUAUGUGCGAGGAGUUUCCUGUGGAGGGGUAUGAUGGAUUACCGGCUUUGACAGAUGAUUUGAUGUGGAAAGAGGGAGUGCCGUUGUUUGUGACUGGGAGGUUUGCGGCGUUGAGAUUGGGCCCUGGAGCGGGGAAUUUGGAGGGAGCGAGAUUGGGGGCGGAGAGGAUUGCUUGGGGGAUGCAGGACUUUUUGAGUGGGAGUGAGGAGGGAUGUGGCAAUGGGGUUGGAUUCGGUGCUGAAGGUCAGAGUUGUGCUUCGGAGUAUAGAUUUGCGGCUGGAAUUGGGAGUCGUUUUGAGAGCUUGGAAGUAGAGGGCUGAUGAUAUAUCUCGCAAUCGGGCGAUUCGCAAGAUUAUAUUUCCGAUGCCCGAGGCCCUUUCUGUCUCUCAGAAUGAAGCUGACUGGCGAGAGAGAAUCGUAUCAUGUUGGCAAUGCUUCGGUCAAUUUCUUGGAGCCCGCUUGCUUGCCGAGCCGCCAAACGAGCUGCGACAGAACAAAGUUGGCGAAGAAUGUGCGAUGAUGCACGCGGAAGUGAGUUGGAAGACUUAGCCUGUGGUUGGCCAUGUAAUUGUAAUGCACGUCACCAUCGAACUUUUGUCUGCACUUCAUGCCAAAUGCUGUCGUGGUGUCAGACCCUGCAUGUUCCGUGAGCAUCAGUGGCAGUGGGGUCUCGAAGAAAGCUCUUGGCGUUGAGUGGAGGGGCCAUUGGACAUGCUCCCCGCC
Cercospora beticola is the source of this 2222-nucleotide messenger RNA. RefSeq lists its product as uncharacterized. Lineage: Eukaryota; Fungi; Ascomycota; Dothideomycetes; Mycosphaerellales; Mycosphaerellaceae. The record is from RefSeq and is a predicted model, not a curated record.